GUCACUGCCAGUACGGUCCUAGUCGGUUAGGCGCAUUUAGUCUUUUAAAUCUCAUUAUCAAAUAUGUAACAGGUUGUUUCUUGAUUUUAGAGUUGAUUGGUGACUUUCAAAAAUAAAAAAUGACAGAGGAGUCAGCUGUUAAAGUCUGCGUCCGCGUCCGUCCGCGUAUUGCGAGGGAAGAAAUUGCUGCAUCAGAAAAUGCAGAGCCUGUCCAGGUGUUUUGGAAAGCUGAUAAGAGAACUUCACAUCAGAUUGAUGAUGGAAGUUCCACCAAAAGCUUUAGUUUUGACCGAGUGUUUACUGCUGAAGAAACAACCAAUCAGCUGUAUCAGGACAUUGCAAAGCCUCUUGUGGUUUCCACGGUUGAAGGAUACAAUGGAACCAUAUUUGCUUACGGGCAGACCUCUUCUGGAAAGACCUUCACCAUGAUGGGGAGUAACCAUGUCCCUGGAGUUAUACCUCUGGCUGUGGAAGACGUCUUCCAGACCAUUAAAAAUUUUCCAAAGAAGGAGUUUCUUCUCAGGGUGUCUUACAUGGAAAUCUACAAUGAGACUGUGGCUGAUCUGCUUGUUGACACCUGGAAAAGGAAACCCCUGGAAGUCAGAGAGACUAUCAACAAAAACAUCUUUGUGGCUGAUCUGACUGAGGAGCUAGUUACGUCCCCUGCUCAAGCUCUGGCCUGGAUUCGGAAAGGAGAAAAGAACCGUCAUUAUGGAAAGACAAAAAUGAAUGAGAGGAGCAGCCGCUCACACACCAUAUUCCGAAUGAUCCUGGAGAGUCGAGUACGAAGUGACCCAGCAUCAGGUGAAAAUGCUGAUGGAGCCAUUAUUGUGUCUCAUCUGAACUUGGUCGAUUUAGCUGGAUCUGAAAGAGCAAGUCAAACCGGAGCUGAAGGUGCACGUUUCAAAGAAGGUUGCAACAUCAAUCGUAGCCUGUUCACACUCGGCCAAGUGAUCAAAAAGUUGACUGAUGAGACCCAGAAGGGUUUCACCAACUACAGAGACAGUAAACUAACCCGCAUCCUGCAGAACUCGCUGGGUGGGAAUGCCAAAACAGUGAUCAUCUGCACCAUCACUCCAGUCACCUUAGAUGAGACCCUCAGCACACUGCAGUUUGCCAGCACUGCAAAGAAAAUGAAGAACGACCCUCAUGUGACGGAGGUCUCAGACGAUGGGGCUCUGCUCAAAAGAUAUCGCAAUGAAAUUGUCGACCUGAAGCGACGGCUCCAAGAGGUUUCUUCAGUCACACAGACCACAGCGACUGAAAAGAAAGUUCUCUCCCAGCUCCUGCAAGAAAAGGAUCAGCUCCAGAGAGAACAAGAGGACAGGAUCAAAAACCUGACCAAACUGCUCGUCACCGGCUCAAACCUGGUCCCUGUUCAUAAGAUGCCAAAACGCAGAGUUACAUGGGGAGGAAAGAUGCUGAGACUCGUCCGUACAGCGGACUGUGACGAUGGGUCGUCUGACCUUAGCUUUGCAGAAUCUUUCGCCAGGAAGAGGAAAGCAGAUCGCUCCUGCAUGGAGCUGGGGGAAGAUGAUGAGGAAUUUGACACUCACUGGGAGAUUCCUGAUGAGCCGUCUGAAAUGGAGUUAAGUCAGAACUCUGUGACUGUUCGAAGCUUUGGAGACAGUCCCAGAGACUUUGUAUCUCCCGACCGAUUGCAUGAGCUUUCGGGAAAAUUGGCCAACCUUGAGCAGCAGCUGGAAAUGGAGAGUCAACUUAAAGAGGAGGCCAUGGCAAAGCUAGAAACAUUAGAUGGCAGAGUGGCAGAGCUGCAGGUGCAGCUUCAAACAGAAGUCCAGCAGAAACAAGAAGUCCUGGACAAAAUGCAGACAACAGAACAGAGGGCAGCAGACCUGGAGCUGCAGCUGCAGCUUCAAACAGAGGCUCAACACAAACAAGACGUCUUUGACAAAGUGCAGCCGACAGAACAAAGUGCAUCAGAGUUGGAGCUCCAGCUUCAAACUGAAGCCAAGCAGAAAAAGGAAGCAUUGGAGAAGGUGGAGAUGUUGGAUUUGAGAGUGGCAGACUUGGAGAGACAGCUGGAAGACCAGAGCCGCACUCAGACUGAAACUCUUAACCAGAUGAGACAAGAAUUUGCUGACACCAUCCAGCUUUGUGAAACGUUGGCUUCAGAGAAGGACAUGGCGUUUGCUGAGCGAGACUAUCUGAAAGAAGAGCUGGGGCUUUUCAUAGAGCAGACUAAAAGUCUGGAGAAAGAGAAAGCUGCUCUUUCACAGGAACUAGAGGAGAAAAGGGAGACGGAUGAGUUCAAAUCUCUGGAGGAGGAAUUCAGGAAGGAGCAUGAGAAUGAGUUGCAAAAUGAAAUAUCUAGCCUGAAGAAGGCAGUGGAAUCCUCUGAGCUCCAGUGUCUUCAGCUUCAGAGCAAACUGGAAACGAUGUCUGAACAGCUUAAAAAGAAAUCUGAAUUUGCCGAAGAACUCCAGAGUAUGAGCGGUAAGGACUUGGUCCAGGAGGUGGCGAAGCUUCGUCGCUCUCUAGAUGAUGCAGAGGGGAUCAGCAGAGACACAAAGAAGGAAUGGGCCGUCCUCCGCAGUCAAAAAAUCGCUCUGGACGAGAUGAAUGUGACUCUGGCUGCCAACCAUGAGAGGAUGGAGGCUGAGGUGAACAGCCUGCGUUUUCAGUUGGAGACGGAGAAGUCACGCUACAAAAAGAUGCAGAGCGAUCUCCAGAAAGAGCUGAACGUCGCUUUUGAUGAGAACACCAAGCUCACCACUCUGCUAGACGGAAAAGUCCCUAAAAACCUGAUAGACAGCGUGGAACUUGAGAGAACCGUGGCCAGUCUGAACAAAGAGCUGACAGCGUCGCGUGAAGCAGAGGAAGCCCUCAGAGCUCAGCUGGAGGAGCUCGCCUCAUAUCAGGCUCUUCAGGAGGAGAUGGCCAGUUUGAAGAAGCAGGUUUGUGACUUGACUGAGGAACUGAGCACUGUUCAAACUCAGAGGGACAACCUGCUCUCAGCUGAAGUUCAAUGUCAGGAGGAGGCUCAGCAGCUCAGAGAUUCACUGCAGGCGUCUCAGGAUGAGAUUGUCAGAGUCCAAGCAGAACUUAAUGCUGCUGUACUGGGGGAGAAAGAGCUGAACCGGCAGUUCGCUGACGUAACGCAGCAGCUGGAUUCUCUUCGCUCAGACCUGGAGCGAUCUAAUGCUGAGAGGAAUCAGCUGAUGGCUUCUGUUGAAGACAAGGACUUGAAGCUUGAAGAGAUUGAGCAGCACAGAGCAUCGCUGGAAGGAAAAGUGAAUGAGAUGCAGCAGCUGAUGAAGGAUUUGGAGGAAAAGCUUACUCACAGUGAAGUAUCCAGGAGCACAGAGGAGGAGAUCAGCAAAGAGCUUCAAGAACAAGUGAAUCAGCUGAAUGAAGAGCUUCAGGGUGUACGAGCGGAGAAGGAUGCUCUCCUGUCUGAGCAGAAGGCUGGAGGUGAGAGCUCUGCAGAGGAGGUGGAGAAGCUGCUGUCAACGGUUGCUUCUCUUACUGCAGAGAGAGACCAGCUCAAGCUUGACAUGCAGGAAAAUGUGGAGAUGAUGAUUGAGAACCAGGAGGAGCUGAGGACAGCCCUGGAGAAGAAUCGUGAGCAGAGGCAUCAGAUCAAACAGCUGGAGGCUGCACAGUCGUCCGGACCGGAUGGACAUCACAGUGAUAUGAGUGGGCAGCUGGAAGAGCUGCAAACACAUAUGAAGACUUUGACUGAAGAGCUUGAGAGUUUGCGAGCAGAGAGAGACAGUCUACUGUCUGAGAGGACAGGAGAGACUCAGUCCUCCACAGAGGACAUGGACAACCUGUUAACCAGAGUGACGUCUCUCACUGAGGAGAGAGAUCAGCUGCAGGAAAUACUGGAGGGACUGAGAGAGGAGAAGAAGCAGCUCAGAGCAGAGCUGGAGGACAGAAUGGAGACACUACAGACUGAGACAAGAACUUUAACAGAGAAACUGCAGCUGACUGAAGCAGAGAGAGACAAUCUACUGACUGAGAGGACGAGCAACACUCAGUCCUCCACAGAGGACAUGGACACACUGUUGUCUAGAGUGACGUCUCUCACUGAGGAGAGAGAUCAGCUGCAGGAAAUACUGGAGGGACUGAGAGAGGAGAAGAAGCAGCUCAGAGCAGAGCUGGAGGAGAGAAUGGAGAUGGUUGUACAAACCCACAAUGGGUUCAACCAGCCAGAAAAAGUGAUCUCAGAACUGCACGGCCCCGAUGAGCAAGUAACCCAACUUCAACAAGAGAUGGAACAACUUCAGGCUGCUCUGCAGAACGUCACAGAGCAGAAGAGUCAGGUGGAGGGUGAACUGCAGCGCAGCAUGGAGAUGGCUGCUGAGACUCAAAGCCUUCUACACGUGCUCCAAGAACAGCUCAAUGAACAGAAUCAAAGAAACGCUAACAUGGAAAGAAUAAGUCAAGAAAAGCAAGCUCAGCUUGAACAGCAGGUUGCAGAGACUAAUUUACUUCUACAGUCUCUUCAAGAGGAGCUGCAAGAGCAGAAGCAAAAUAAAUCAGAGUUAGAAAAUCUCUCUGAGCAGAAGCAGUCUGAUUUAGAGAAACAGAUAAUGACUCUCAACGAGGAGCUUGCGGAAGCACGAGCAGAGAGAGAUGCAGUGUUGGAGAAAGAAGCCAGCUGUCACACCUCCUCAGAAGAGAUGGACACACUGUUGUCUAGAGUGACGUCUCUCACUGAGGAGAGAGAUCAGCUGCAGGAGACUCUGCAGGGACUGAGGGAGGAGAAGAAGCAGCUCAGAGCAGAACUGGAGGAAAGAAUGGAGAUGAUGCAGUGUGACUUACAGCAGCAGCUAAACUCUGAACCACAGUCACUGAAAGAAGAACAAGAGACUCAACAACUUGUGCAGAUCCAACAGCUGGAGGAGCAUCUGGAGAAGACUAAAGAGGAGGUGACCCAGCUGAAGUCUGACCUUAAAGAAAACGUAGAACUGAUGAUCGAGAACCAGGAGGAGCUGAGAGAAUCUCAGGAGAAGAUCAGAGCUCUACAAGAGGAGAUCAAGAUGCUGAAGAAUCAAAAGGCAGAGCUGGAGAACACACCAAGCAGUGGAAGUGAUGCUGGGGAUACCAUCCAGUUACAGGAGCUUCAAGACCAGAUUCAGAGAUUGACCAAAGAGCUUGAGAGUUUGCGAGCAGAGAGAGACAGUCUACUGUCUGAGAGGACAGGAGAGACUCAGUCCUCCACAGAAGACAUGGACAAGCUGUUAACCAGAGUGACGUCUCUCACUGAGGAGAGAGAUCAGCUGCAGGAAAUACUGGAGGGACUGAGAGAGGAGAAGAAGCAGCUCAGAGCAGAGCUGGAGGACAGAAUGGAGACACUACAGACUGAGACAAGAACUUUAACAGAGAAACUGCAGCUGACUGAAGCAGAGAGAGACAAUCUACUGACUGAGAGGACGAGCAACACUCAGUCCCCCACAGAGGACAUGGACACACUGUUGUCUAGAGUGACGUCUCUCACUGAGGAGAGAGAUCAGCUGCAGGAAAUACUGGAGGGACUGAGAGAGGAGAAGAAGCAGCUCAGAGCAGAGCUGGAGGAAAGAAUGGAGACACUACAGACUGAGACGGCAGAGCUGAACAUGACUCUACAGACUGUCACUGAACAGAAGAGGCAGCUGGAAGAUGAUCUGCAGCUGAACCUGAAUAUGGUGUCUUCAACACAAGAGCUCCUGAAAUCUGUCCAAGAAGAACUGCAUGAACAGAAGAACAGGAACUCUGACCUGGAGAAACAGAGUCAGGAGAAGGAGGGUUCUUCAGAUCAACAGAUACGGGAUCUGGCCGAGAAACUGGAGAUUGUUGAAGCAGAAAGAAACCGUCUGCUCUCUGAGAAGACAAGCUGUCAGUCCUCCACAGAGGACAUGGAGAAGCUGCUGUGCAGAGUGACAUCCGUCACUGAGGAGAGGGAUCAGCUGCAGGAGAUAGUGGAGGGAAUGAGUCUGGAGAAGAAGCAGCUCAGAGCAGAACUGGAGGACCGGGUGGCAGUGCUACAGGCUGAGAUGGGAACUUUGACUCACAAACUGCAGAUGAUGGAGGCAGAGAGAGACGCUCUACUGUCUGAGAAGAAUUCCAGCGCAGAGGAGAUGGAGAAGCUGCUGUGCAGAGUGACGUCUCUCACUGAGGAGAGAGAUCAGCUGCAGGAACUACUGGCUGGACUGAGUGAGGAGAAGACCCAGCUUAGAGCAGGACUGGAGGAAAGAAUGGAGAUGGUCUCGGCCAUCCAGGAAAAGCUGAGCAAGCAGGAACAGUUGAUCGAGCAGCUACAGUCUGAUAGAGGAGAACAAGAGGGCAAACUGCAACAAGAUAUGCAACAACUUGAGGAGCAGCUGCAAAUGUUGAGGGGCAGAGAAGCUCAGGCUAAAGUUGAAGCAGACGUCUCACAGCAGUUGCUCAGUGAAGCAAACGUCACCAUCUCAGCCCUCAGAGAGCAGCUCAGCAGCUUAGAGAAGGUCAGUGGAGCCAAAGAGGUGGAGUCAUCUCGCUUGCAGGAGUCCACUGGGCAGCUUCAGGAGUCCUUUGGAAGAUUCCAGCACUUUAUAGACACUUGUUCCAAGUACAACUCCACAGCUCUGAACAAUGUGUUGAGAGUCCAGUGUUCCCUGAAGCACACUAUACUGGCCUCUCUCCCAAAACCCACCAUGGAGGCCUACAAUGCUGUCUGUCAGCUGGGACUACAGACUGUACAGACUCUCAUAAAAAUCAAAGAACAAAUACAUGUGCGAGCUCUGGGCUACAAGAAAAUGUUCGAGAAGUUGGUGAAGAAAGAUUUGGCUGUUUUUGAAGAGAGGCGGCUGCAGGACGUGCUGCUCUCCAGAGAGCAAGCGCCGAGCUAUUCAGUCAAAGAUGACUUCCACACGGUGUGGGAACGCAGACUGACCGAGCUCCUGGACAAAAGACAGUUUUACCUGCAGAAAAUGCCCGUGAUUCUGGAGAAGCUCUGGGCCAACUUUACUUCUUACCUCAGUGAGCUGAAAGCUGAGAUCCAAGAGAGGGAGACGUUCAGAGAGCAGCUGCAGAGCUUAAUCGCCAACCAGUCAAUCAGCUUCAGUGACCUGGACAAGCUCCUCAGCCAGGAGCUCAAGCGCAGGUCUGCAGUGGGACAGAGCAAGAUGAUGCCUCUACAGGACGUCAUCGAUGAGCAGAGCUGUUUGUUUGAAGAGGUCAAGCAGCUGGAGGCUCAGACGGAGUCUCAGCUCAGAGAGGAGAAAAGCAAGAGUUUCACUCUGCUGCAGGCACUAGAGGGCGCUCCUCUAAAGAGUGAACUCUCCCUGCUGAAGGACAACCAACAACUUGUUAUUCAGCUCCAGGAAGCUGAGGAAAAAGUCAAGGUUCUGCAUGCACAAAAUGAGCAGCUGGAGGAAGCUCAUAUCACUGCCAAUAACAGCCUGUCCAACCAUAAACGGGCCACCCAGCUCCUCCAGACUGAGCUUCAGGACAGCCGGGCUGUAGUGGAGGAAAAAGAGGACACAAUUCAAACCCUGAAAUGCAAACUACGAGAGUCUGAGAAAAAAGCACCACCCAGCGCAGUGGAGCUGGAGAAACUUCAGAAUAAGCUGUUCCAAAUGGAGGUGAAGCUCAGUUCAGCCUCUGAUGAGCACAAAAAAGAGAUCGACAGGAUGACCACACUGCUGAGUGAAAAAGAAGAUUCACUGAGGAAGCUAAAGGAGAUUUUGAGGAAAUCACAGCAAGGGGAGGAAUCAUUCCUGCAGGGUGAAGACCUGCAUGCCAGACUGACCCACCCCAGAGGUCUGAUGACCAAGAGCAGCGUUAUGGUGGAGAAGACCAAGCUGGAGGAGGAGAUCAAGCAGCUUCAGCUGAAAAUCACUGAGCUGGAAAGCGUGGUGUCCAGUCAGCAGGUCGAGAUCAGCAAAUGGAAGAACAGAGCCUUGAAGCUGAAGGUGAAGAGCAAAACUGAGCUGGAAAAGCCUUCAUCGCAGUGCACCCCCACCAAGAGGCCUCUCCUCAUGACCUCCGACGCCUCAGACCUCCUCAACUCACCCAAAAAGUUUCUGGUUGCUUCCAAGAAGGCCCUGGACUCUCCAGGAAACAUUAUGGACUCCCCCAGGAAGCUGCUGGCGUCCCCCAAGAAGGGUCUGGACUCUCCAAAGGUCUCCCUGCUCGACUCCCCCAAAAGCAGAAUCUUUGACAUGGGUGGAAGCUCAGAGCUGCUGUCCAGAACCUGUCCCAAGCAGUUUUUUGAUAACUCCAGCCUUGGCACCGUUCCAGAAGUUUCCGAUGUUCCUGACACGCCUGAGGCAGAGAAGGAUGCUGCUGUGGGUGCAGACAGAAAGGAGUGGUGGUCCCCAAAGUCUCCAAAACAAGAUGAAAUGUGUAAAACCCAGUGAAAUGAUUCACACUCGCAAUACUUUUUAAAUCUUCUUUUAAGUGUUUUUCACCCUCUCUGUCUAGUGUUUUAUUCCUUUAUUCUGUCGUUUUAAAUAAUAAAAAUUCUCUUGACAAAGUUAUUAA
Mugil cephalus (flathead mullet) is the source of this 8472-nucleotide messenger RNA. RefSeq names its product centromere-associated protein E-like. Gene Ontology annotation, cellular component: microtubule. Gene Ontology annotation, molecular function: plus-end-directed microtubule motor activity; ATP binding; microtubule binding. Lineage: Eukaryota; Metazoa; Chordata; Actinopteri; Mugiliformes; Mugilidae. The record is from RefSeq and is a predicted model, not a curated record. Gene Ontology annotation, biological process: microtubule-based movement; mitotic cell cycle.